AGAAUCUUAGCUGGAAACAGUCCUCGAGUCCUCGGGGGUCAGAACGAACACUCCCCAUCCCAUCACUGUAAAAUCUUUAACGCAUUAGCACUACACACAGUAAAACACAGAGCGCCAUGGAAAACCCUGUUCUUUGAUAUUCAGCCUUCAAUCAUGGACCCUCUUGCUAACCCACCCAUGAGAAUGCACAACUUUUUCUUCCUUCUCGUGUUAACAUCCACCUGCGCCACUGCCACCACCGUCGUCGCCUCCCUUAACCGCCGGACGCUACACGAACCUUUCUUCCCGCAGGACCCCCCAAUACUCCCUCCGGUUCAACCUCCUUCUGCUCUGCCACCAUCUUCACCACCAUCGUUAAACGUGCCUUUUUUAUCUACCCCAACCCCAACCACAACCCCAACUAAUGACCAACCAUUCUUCCCGUCUUUCCCAUCACCGCCACCGCCACCUCCUCAGCCGUCUGCCUCCUCUUCCGCCUCUUUCCCGGCCAACAUUUCCUCCCUUAAUCUCCCCACCUCCCCGAAACCAAAACGCGUUUCAUCCAAACUCAUUCCCAUUGCCAUUACUCUCGCCAUUGCUGCCGUUGUUGUUCUUUUCAUUGUUGCUUUUUUGAGGAUUAAAAAGCGAAGGUAUCAUGACGAUUCUCAGUCUUUAAGUGAUGAAAAACCUCAAAGAUCUUAUACUAACAGUGUGUUUAGUGCUGCUGCGAAUAAUGUUGGUGGGGUAAGUGGUGGUGGAAAUAGUAGUUAUAAUCGAAUCCCGAAGCUCAAUCGCCCGUCGCAAACGAGCUCGGAGUUCCUUUAUCUAGGCACGCUUGUUAAUUCUCAUGGUGGGGUCGAUGCUACUGGUACCAGUGGUCGUCAUAAUCGUGGUGAAGAGGAGUCGAGUUUGCAAAAGGUGGGUUCGCCGGAGCUCCGCCCGUUACCGCCGUUAAGUGGUAGCGGUGGCGGACGUAGUCAAACUAUUAUGCAAAAUGGAUGUUAUGAAACCUCUGAGGUGGAAUCGAAAGACGAAGAGUUUGACGAAUUUUACUCUCCGAGAGCAUCGGACGGUGGUGGAUCCGGUGCUAGACGAGCUUUUACCGUCGCCGCGGCGACCGGUAACUAUCAGUCGCGUAGGAGUAUUGGGUCGGUUUCUUCUUCGUCCUACUCCUCGUCAAGUUCAGGGUCUCCGGCGAGGUCCAUUUCGUUAAGUAUUUCUCCGCCGGUUAGCCUGAGCCCGAGAAAUUCAAGACUGAAAUCGCCAGACCUUGUUGCAAUUCAAACUGCUCCUCCGCCGUCUCGGCCACCUCCACCACCCCCACCGCCGCCGCAUCCUUUAAUAAUCCCGUCUCCGGAUGUUGGUUUGAGUAAGAACAGCUUAGAGUCGUCACCCAGACUAUCAAACUCAUCAAACGAUCAAAGCUCUCCUCUGGCGAGAAUCCCGCCACCGCCGCAGCCACCGACGAAGCACAGAGAAACCCUAAUUCCCACAACUCCACCACCAGCAACUCGGCUGAAUCCACCGGUUUUGAUCAAACCUGCAAGACAUGUGCCUAUAUCUAGCCAUCAACCAGCGAUUUCUCCUACAGAAAUGUUGCCGAUAAAUCAAGAAAAUCUUGAAACAAACGAGAAAGCCCCAAAACCAAAAUUAAAACCUCUUCAUUGGGAUAAAGUGAGAGCAAGCUCUGAUCAUGAAAUGGUUUGGGAUCACCUCAAAUCCAGCUCCUUUAAAUUAAAUGAAGAGAUGAUAGAGACAUUAUUCAUUGUAAAACCACCAAAUGCAAAUUCAAACGAAAAAUCAACAAUCAAACGCCAGAUUCUUUCCUCAACAAUCAGCCAUGAAAACCUAGUUCUUGAUCCAAAGAAGUCUCAGAACAUCGCAAUCUCAUUGAGGGCACUUGGCGUGACAACUGAGGAAGUUUGUGAUGCACUUUUAGAAGGCAAUGCAGAUACACUGGGCACCGAGCUCCUUGAAAGUUUAAUGAAGAUGGCUCCAACAAAAGAGGAAGAACGUAAACUUCAAGAACAUCAAGAUGAUUCACCUCUCAAACUUGGUCCAGCUGAGAAAUUUCUCAAGGCUGUUCUUGAUGUGCCUUUUGCAUUUAGAAGAGUCGGUGCAAUGCUCUUUGUUUCCAAUUUUGAUUCAGAAGUCGAAUACCUCGAACAAUCGUUUCAAACUCUAGAGGCUGCUUGUGAAGAACUUAAAAACAGCAGGAUGUUCCUAAAACUGCUAGAAGCUGUGCUCAAAACCGGAAACCGUAUGAAUAUUGGCACAAACCGUGGUGAUGCUCAGGCAUUCAAACUCGAUACCCUCUUAAAACUCAUUGAUGUUAAGGGUGCUGAUGGAAAAACCACCCUCUUGCACUUUGUUGUUCAAGAGAUAGUUCGAACUGAAGGUCUUUCAAAUGUCAAGAAAGCUGCUGGAAUGGAUUCCGAGGUUCUGAAUGGGGAUGUGGUGAGACUAACAAACGGGAUUGCAAAUAUUAUGGAUGUUGUUAGAUUGAUUGAAGCAGGAGGUUCAAACAACAAGACAUUUUCCAAUGCAAUGAAGAAAUUCUUGAAGAUAGCACAAGAGGAGGUCAUCAAGAUUCAUGCCCAGGAAGCGGUGUCACUUUCUGUAGUCAAAGAAAUCACUGAAUAUUUCCAUGGAAACUCAGUGAAAUUUGAAGCUCAGCCUUUUAGAAUCUUUAUGGUGGUGAGGGAUUUCUUGACUGUUCUUGAUAGGGUCUGCAAGGAAGUUGGUUCCAUAAACAUGGAAUCCACUCAGAAACUGCCAGUAAUGGUAAACCGAGGUCCAGUUUUUGAUGGAUUUCAUGGAAAGCGACAGUACAGUUCUUCCGAUGAUGAAAGCUCUUCUUCUCUGUAG
Molecule: messenger RNA, 2847 nt
Organism: Lactuca virosa
Lineage: Eukaryota; Viridiplantae; Streptophyta; Magnoliopsida; Asterales; Asteraceae
Source: the annotation of a GenBank genome assembly